AAAACUAUUUGCACAGAACAAAAAAUCUAAGGGGGAAAGCCCUAUCUUGUUUCCCGACGAAGAGUCUGGAACUGAAACAGUUUGAGUUUGCAGUAUCAUCAAAAGAAGAAGAAGAAGAUGUUGACAGCAUGCAGAAUCCCCCCAAUCCUAACACCCUCUUCUUCCUCCACUUCUCAUUUCUCGCCCUCAAUUACAACAACCAGAGUCACUCUCUCUUCUUCUUCUUCUUCUUCUUCUUCCAAAUCACACUCCAAACUUCCUCUCUUUGCCAGGUUCACUCGUAGUUGCAGCAGCAGCAGUAGCAAUAACGGUCAUUCUGAUCAUUCCACUGCUCCCGCCUCUCCCGAAAUUGAUGAAGUUGAAAGUGAAUCAUCUUCUGACUUUGGUGAUAGCUAUGUGGCCUUGUUUGUUCGUAUGUUAGGCCUAGAUCAUGAUCCUCUUGACAGAGAACAAGCUAUAAUUACUCUUUGGCAAUAUUCACUUGGUGGAAAGAAGUAUAUUGACAAUAUAAUGCAAUUUCCUGGUUGUAUUAACCUUGUUGUCAACCUCCUUAGAGCAGAAUCUAGUUCGGCUUGUGAGGCAGCUGCAGGCCUUCUGCAAUCACUAUCUUCAAUUGACCAAUAUAGGAAUUCUGUAGCAGAUAGUGGAGCUAUAGAAGAGAUAAAUAGAUUGCUGACACAGUCUUCCUUGGCUUCUGAGGUAAAGGUGCAGAGUUUGAACAUGCUGUGGAAUUUAUCCGUUGAUGAGAAGCUCCGAGUUAAAAUUGCAAAGAGCGAUCUUCUUUUGUUAGCUAUGAAGUACCUCGAUGAUGAGGAUAUGAAAGUGAAGGAAGCUGCAGGGGGUAUUUUGGCAAAUUUAGCAUUGAGCCAUGUUAACCAUGACAUGAUGGUUGAAGCAGGUGUUAUUCCAAAAUUGGCGAAGUUCUUACCAUAUGAGUCCGAAGUAUCUCGGGUCAUUAGAAAGGAAGCAAGGAAUGCAUUGCUAGAACUUGUGAAGGACGAUUAUUACAGAAUUCUUGUUAUUGAGGAAGGUUUAGUUCCUGUGCCAUUAAUAGGUGCUGCAGCCUAUAAGUCAUACAACCCACGUUCAUACGAGGCACCUGCAUUUCCAGAUGGCACAGAAAUCGAAAGGACUUAUGACAAACCUUCUAGAUUUGGCGCAGCAGAAUUACUUAUUGGAUUGAAUGUUGAUAAUAAUGCUAACGUAGAUGAAGCAAAAGUCAAUGCAAUUAUUGGACAGACACAACAACAAUUCCUUGUUCGUGUUGGUGCUAUUGAAAUGGAAGAAACAUCAACUCGUUCUGAAUGUUCAGAUGAUCAGCCGCGUCUGACACUCUUACAUUGGAUCGACGGUGUUGCUCGUUUAGUGCUGAUACUAGAACUAGAAGAUAAGUCAGCAAUAGUAAGAGCUGCAGAGUCAAUUGCUAGUGCAUGUAUAAAUGAACAUAUGCGUAUUGCAUUCAAGGAGGCUGGUGCAGUUAGGCAUUUAGUACGGCUUUUGUCUUGGAAUGAUAAUGCAGUCCAGCUGGCAGCGACGCAAGCUUUGGAAAAGCUGUCUGCUAGCAAUGUUGUUUGCCGAGUAAUUGAAACCGAAGGUGGUUUAGCUCCUUUAGUUAGUAUUUUAAAAUGCUCAGACGUAGCUGGAGCUAUUGCGGAAAAGUCGUUGAACGUACUUGCUCAGAUAUUAGAUCCCAAUAAAGAGAUGCAGUUAAAGUUUUAUGAUGGACCAGUUAAUGGAUCUAAGAAGGCAUUUGAUGGAGCCGAUGAUGGAUCAAAGGAAUUAAGUAGUACCGAGCAAGCCGUAUCGAAAACAAACCCAAGGAGCGAUAUACUGAACUCAGUUUUCACUGCACGCCUUGUGGAGAUUUUGAAGUCCUUUUUACCCAGUUUACAAGAAAAAGCCGCAUCUGUUCUUGAGUUUGUGGCAUUGAUUGAUCCAACACUGAGUCCGAUUAUUUCUGUUGAUAUUGAAAUUGGUCUCAAUUCUACUUUUCAGCAAAAUCUCUUGAAAAUUUCGGAGACAAAAUUUGACGUGGAAGAUCAGUUUUCAGCAGCAUAUGCUAUUGAACUUGAAGAGGCCGGUCUUGCAAUAUCUGCAGCAUCCCGGUUACUGACAAGACUACUUGACUCUAAGCAGUUUCGCGAAAAAAUAAAUGUCUCCCAUUUCAUUGACACGCUCCGCAAAAUUCUCAAGACCCACAUUCCCCUCCGCAGCAAGGAUUGGGUAGCUGCUUGCCUAGUUAAACUAAGUUCUCUCUCUGGUUACGACACGAGUACUAAUCCGAUCAACGUAGAUGUUACACUUUAUGAUACAAUUCCGAGACUUGUAGAACAAAUCAAAACUUCAUUCUCUUUAGAAGCACGGGAAAAAGCUGUUGUAGAACUUAGUAGAAUAGUAUCUGAAGGGGUGGUAGAUUCCACAGAACAUAUUAUUUCAGAAGGGGCUGUGUAUUCUUUGGUGAAGCUGAUUGAAGAAGGUAACGAAAGAGGUAUUGAAGCAAGCUUGAAAAUACUGUACAAUCUGAGUAUGGACAGUGAGAAUCAUUCAGCCCUUCUAGCUGCUGGAGCAGUCCCAGCCUUAAGAAGAAUUGUUCUGUCAGAAAAACCACAGUGGCAAAGGGCACUUCAUUUGCUCAGGAGUUUGGAAACAUGAUGAGUCCAAGGGAAGGAAUCUUUAAACAAUUGUUAUGCUGUAGUGUUGUACUUUAUUAUAUGUUUAGAAGAAAAUCUUUGGUCCUUAUUUGUAAAAGGUAUUUUGAUUCUACUAGUGGAUUCUUGGUUAUGUAUCUUAGUUUUGGACCAGUUGAGGGCAAAGUCUACUUGGGAUUAUGAUGAUAUAUGAACUCGAGAAAUUCUAUAAUUGGUUAUCAAUGAUGACGUGCUACGCUGAGUAUGCAUAAUCAUCUAUGUCGUAAGUCAUAAGCAUUUUGAAAACA
Messenger RNA from Medicago truncatula (barrel medic), 2935 nucleotides. RefSeq lists its product as uncharacterized. NCBI's taxonomy places the organism in Eukaryota, Viridiplantae, Streptophyta, Magnoliopsida, Fabales, Fabaceae. Gene Ontology annotation, molecular function: protein binding. The record is from RefSeq and is a predicted model, not a curated record.